This is a messenger RNA of Eremothecium sinecaudum, 795 nucleotides long. RefSeq lists its product as uncharacterized. Gene Ontology annotation, cellular component: endoplasmic reticulum. NCBI's taxonomy places the organism in Eukaryota, Fungi, Ascomycota, Saccharomycetes, Saccharomycetales, Saccharomycetaceae. The transcript has a single exon. The record is from RefSeq and is a predicted model, not a curated record. Gene Ontology annotation, biological process: endoplasmic reticulum tubular network organization; membrane organization. Bases 1 to 795 code for a protein of 264 amino acids.
AUGGUAAAGAAGCAAAUAAUCCGUAAGAAGGCUAAGACUCAGAAAACCAAUGUAAAGAAACAGAAAGCAAUUUGGACCAUUGGUCAUAAUUUGACUUUAUGGUGUGGUCUGAUAUACAUGUUAAGUGAUGUUUAUGGUUGGAUAACCCUACUACGCUCUCGUUCAUGGAAAGCUUUACUAUGGACUUUCACCAGGACCCCAAUAGCGCCUACAAACUGGAUUUUUGGUUCAAUCCGUUACAUUCCCAAAGUGUGCUAUCGUUUAAGCUUAAUAGGAGUAUUAUGUUCACAUAGCGUAACAUCAUGGCAGAAUUGGUCCCAUUUGAACCCAACUGUUUAUGAUUUAUUGAGCACAGAUAAUUUCCAAAAUUUGCUAAUUGCAAUUGUCUGGCUUUUUACAGGAUCAUCUGUCUUCAAAUUGGUGCCCUUUAUUGCAACAAGCUAUUUGCAUCUAACCAAGAAGGCCACUGCAACUGAGCGCGAAGUCACCAAACAGAACAGAAGACUUCUACACUGCAUCGCAUACUCGGAAAUCUUUGUUUUACUUUCAUUGGUCCUCGACACGCUGCUCUUCAAGGGUAUCGCUGGCUUUACCCUUAUCUUCUAUGUGACAAUCUUCUGGUUGAAACUAAACUUCUCCCCAUACGUUCAAAACACAGCACUAUACGCUCUUAACAAGUUCGAUGGUGUUAUACCGGCCAGCCGCAAGAAGCAAUGGCAGUCAACCAAGGACUUCCUCAUCAAUAGUGCUCGCGAGAGAGAAGCCACCAGAGAAAAGGUAAGACUAAGACUAUAA